Messenger RNA from Daldinia loculata, 690 nucleotides. RefSeq lists its product as uncharacterized. NCBI's taxonomy places the organism in Eukaryota, Fungi, Ascomycota, Sordariomycetes, Xylariales, Hypoxylaceae. The record is from RefSeq and is a predicted model, not a curated record. Bases 226 to 561 code for a protein of 111 amino acids. The transcript has a single exon.
CUCCAUCUACGUGUAAACCUUUUCGUCUUUGUCCUUUCUUGUUUGAAUAUAUACCUACCUUAGGUACCUAGGUAGGUACUUUAUGCCCUAUCUGGGUGUAAUAGUUAUUACGAAGCAUCUCGUUACAUACUCGUUUACUACACGUUGUGGAAUAUGCUAUUGACAGGUACUUAAAUAUCAUAGUUCUAAUACAGGUAUUUUAUGUCUCCUAUAUGAAUUUAAAGCAUGCCAAAAGUAUUCAUCCUUGUUGAACAUUCCAACCACGUAACGACAAUAUCGAGAGUGCCACGAACCGAAAUGGCCCCUAAACAGCAACUUUGCGAUGAAUGUCUUCAGUUAGACCUUACGCCGUUUUUCAAAAGUAAACUAGUAGCCGUCAAUGGAUGUUUUAUGAUGAAAUAUUUUAUUCCCCGAAGAGGACCAGUGGGCCAACCUAAAUCCACAGACUGUGUCGUAUGUACUAUCCUGUCACGCUCUAGAUCCCCCGAUUUGCGGGAAAUGGGGACCUUUGCAACCGACCGGGGGGGGAUUAUGAGCUCAGGGCAAUUGAAAAUUCAAUGACAUCAGAAUUUGGGUAUUUCCGUUUGAAAAUAAGUCACUUGAUUCUGAUCAAAUGUUUUCCAACUGUUACCGAGACAAGGAGAAAUGAACAAUUUUGGGAUGAUAUAUGGAGUACUUUUAAUGCAGAAC